AAUUUCGCGGUUAAUUCAUGGACGAUUCCAAACUCCUCCAGACUACAUUUGAAACAGAAUUAUGUGAGACCAAGAGCAAUAGCUCUAUUGCUGAGAUUAUUCAGAGUAAUCACAAGGACAGUAAUCAUAAGAAGGAGACGCAAGAAAUAAAAGAAAUUAAGAGAAAUCCACAAAACUUCAAGCUCCAAGCACUUGAGAAAUAUCUCAUGAAGACUUAUCCUCUGUUGAGGAAGAGGAUUAAGAACUACUUCCAGUCUCUUACCAGCGAGUUGUAUGAUAUCGAUGACAUAGAUACUACUUUUUACCUGGAAGACUCAAUUCCUUCAAAAAUUGACCAGAAAGUUCGCAAAAUAUUUGAAGGAAUAGAAUAUAAUCAGUUUGAUGAGUCUAUACAUCAUCCUGUAUUCCCAGAAAAAGAUGGAUCAGCAGAAGAGAGAGAUUAUUUGGAUAGACUCAUGAAAGUAUGGGACUUCCUCACUGCUUAUGCCCCCUUAUUGAGAUUGGACAAGAUCGAGCCUCUUGAAUUGUACUAUUCGAUCCAGAAACAAACAGAGACCACGAGACUGUUGACAAGAGUGAUGGCUGCAUUAGUGUCAACCUUGAUAUAUUUUCAAACAUCAAAGGUCGACGAAGUUCUAUAUGACUACAAAAAGUCUUAUCGAAAGGACCAGAUGAAGGAAUGGCAUAAAGCCUUAUGCCAUUUCUUAGACCCUGCAUGGGUGCCAGAUGAUGACCUUGACUCAGAGAUGGACAACACUCUGGGACUUCCCUCUGAGCUGAAGGAGACUCUCAUUAAUGUCAAUCAUAUGUCCUUUUGCUCACUGGAAAAAGAACAAAAGUUGCAGAUAAUAGAAGCUAUUAUCUGCGGCCCACUUCAAUUAGAAGAAGACGAGCAAUAUUGAAGGGAAGGAUAUUCUUUACUGGAUCUAGACAAAUUUAUAGAUGAGAUAGAGGACAACCACUUAGAAGGAUGUGAGCUUGAAAAUUGCAUAGAAACUGCAAUCUCUCAGUCAUAUUAUGGAAAACCUAAAAAUGACAAUGAGCAAACACCUUCAGCUUCCUCUUAUUUCAAAAAGCUUAUAAGAGGCCCCACCUCAAAGAUUUCAAUUGGAGAAGUUGCUUAUGACAACAGUGAAGUGUUCAGAUACUACAUCUACCCAAAAUUCACCCAUGUUCUGUUCGGCUCUCGUGUGACCCAAGGCUGUGCGCUAGAAUGGUUUCUGGUCGAGGACAUUGAGAGACUGAGAAAAGGGGUGUCCCCCUUUUCUUACCCUGAAUUCAGGAACAGACUCAAUUUCUACUGCAAGUAUUUAGCCAAAACCAGAGCUAAAACCCACACCAGAGAUAAACCCAUCACCCAUGAAAACUACUGGACCAGAAGAGCGAACCAGUUCGAACAAAGGACCUAAUCCCACACAAAGCCACUAUAAUCUCAAGCUAAAAAUAAUUCCACCUG
Messenger RNA from Moneuplotes crassus, 1456 nucleotides. The record is from the annotation of a GenBank genome assembly. NCBI's taxonomy places the organism in Eukaryota, Ciliophora, Spirotrichea, Euplotida, Euplotidae.